UUGGUAAAAAUGAUAGAAAAAGACACUCCUGUGGAGGUAAAAAAUUUGAAAGGAUAAACUUGAAAUAGAAUCGACUUAAGAGGAUGAUUAUCUGACUGUGACACAGACAAUGAGGUGAUAUGCUCUUCUACAGCAUGACUUUGUAAAUCAUCUUAGAGACAAAAACUAUGAGCCAGAAAAUGAAACCUGGUUCUUCCAAAGGGGAUGUCUCCUAUGUGAGAGCCACAGGUGCAUCCCCCCAGCUGCCUAUGGCACCUUCUCCCUCCCUCAUGAGAGACGGCAGUCAUACACCAGUGUCACAAUUGUCCAAUAUGGACAAUGACUGGGAUGACAGAGAUGAGAUUCGUCAGCGAGAGCUGGAGGAGGCCAGGGGUCGAGUAUCGCAGAUGGAGAAGACAAUGAGAUGGUGGUCAGACUGCACUGCAAAUUGGCGGGAGAAGUGGAGCAAGGUCAGGAACGAGCGAAACAAAGCCAGGGAGGAAAACCGUCAACUUCGUGCUAAACUGGAACAGCUUGUAAAAGAAUGCACAGUUCUUAAGAGAGAGAAGCAGGAAAUUCAAGCCGAGAAUGUCAAACUGAAGAAAGAUUCCCCUGUAGGUACAAGUGACAGUGUGAAAAAAGAGUUGGAAAAUAAUCUUUGUAAAUCUGCUGAGAAAGAAAAGACUUUCGAGGAAAAAGAUGUUAAAGUGCAGACAGCAAAUGUGAAUAAUGUGAGUCAAGAAGUUGAGGGAAGCUUAGCUGAGGAAAAAGUGACUUUGUUUGAACUUAAACUGGAUGAAGCACAGAAAACACUUCUUGCUGAGAGAGGAGACAAAACAUCACUGAUGAAGACCAUAGAAAAACUACAAAUGGAUCUUAGCACAAUGAAACAGAAAUAUGAGGAAGCCAAAAGAUCAAAGCAGGAUGUUUUGCUUGAGAUAUCCAAGCUGAAAGAGGAUCACAGAGGGGAAAUUGAUCAACUUAUCAAAGAUGUUGAUGAGGAGAUUAGUAAUAAAUCUGUAGUGGACAAAAAACUCAAUGAAGUCCGAAAAGAGCUUGAGAGACUUCAGAGAGAAAAUGCUGAUGAGUGGGGGAAGAGGGAGAGACUAGAAACAGAGAAACUAGCUUUGGAGAGGGAAAAUAAGAAGUGUAGAGUGCAGAUCCGUGACUUAGAAGAGCAGCUAGAAAGCAAGAAACAACAGACGUCUGCAGUUGUAGACUCGGACAUGAGAGGCCUACAGCAGGAUCUUAAUGACAAAACAAAGGAAUUAAAUGACCUCCGUCAUGUACAUGCCAAACUGAAGAAGACUUUCCAGGAAAGACAAACAGAUUUGGAUCAUUCCCGCCGGAGAGCUGAGCAGUACGAAAUGGAGGUCAAAAAACUCAGGACUCGGAUCGAAGAACUGAAGAAAGACCUGGCAAACGCUGAGGAUGAGGCUGAUAACCAGGCAAAUCUCUAUCGAAAAGUACAGCGCACCAAUGAUGAACUGCAAGAACAGAUUGAAAAUUUACAAGUCCAACUCAAUCACACGCAGAGCAGGUUAAAAAGAAGUAGCCAGAGUGGAAUUAACACAAUGUCUGCCAGUCUCAGAUCCCUAGAUCCCACUGAUCCCGAAAACAAUGACAGUGAUGAGGACGAUGUUUAUUGAUGUAAUGCAGAAUCCCUACAACAACCAACAGAUCCUAGAAACAAGGAAUGUGUCAUGGAUGGGAUUAGCUGAUGACAAAGCUGCAGCAAGGCUUUUUGUGCACAACUCACAUGUCAAAAUUGCUCUUGGUACAGAAGAAUAUCUGUCUGAUGUUGCAUUGUUUUUUGAGACUGCUUUCACUCACAUUUCUGUGCUAAGAGGUCAGGAAUGAGUGUUCUAUAUGUAAAGUUGUUUAACUAGGUUGUUAUGUAUACAUGUCACUCUGUGCCAACUUGAUUGACAUUCCAUGUUUUGAGAGAGCAAUUUAUACUUGUACAGUUUUACUGAUUAUUCAUCCAUUUUAUGUUGCAUCUAUUUCUAUACCAUUAUCAUUUUUGCCCCCCCCCCCCCCCAACAUGCCCAAGAAACAAAAUUAACUUUUGAACCUUUAAAUCCUCACUUUCCCCAAGAGUCUGCUUAUGACAUGAGGAUAUGUCAUUUUCCUCAACAAUUGUCAUUAACAUUCAUGUCCAAGACUUAACUAAUUAAUUUAGAAAAUUAGAAGCUCAUUCUGGCAGAAAGUGUAUCUUGACUUUAAAAUUAAAGACAUUUUGGACAACAUAAAGUUUUCUGAAGUUUAAAAUUCCCAUUCAGGCCUUUUUUGUAAUGGAAAACCAUUAGGAGCUCAUACUUGACCCAGAAAUGCUCUUGAGCUGUGGAUUUGACAUAACACUGAACUAAGGCCACUUGGAAAAGGUCAUCUAGAAUACCCAGUAGUUUUAAUGAAUUGUCCAUGCAAAUGCAGAAGAUUGUUUCAAACAUUGCUAUGAUUAAAGCUAUGGCAUAUCUGAGCUAAAAAAAAAAUGAGAUUGAGUGUAGAUGAACAUGAUAUUUAUUAUUUAUGUUCAAAUUAAAAUUUUCACCGAUGUUGAACUUGAAUAACCCCACGUUUCUAUAGUUCAAUUGACUGUAAACUGUGUCUGAUAUUUAAAUGCGGAGUCAGUAAAUAAAUCGGUUAUUGUUUUAAAUUUUUAAUAUCUAUGAAACGUGAUUGAUUUAAAUUGUGUAAUUUAUAGGAAAGUCCUAUUAAUUUAGUUAGUCUGAACUUAUCAAAAAUAUGCCAUAUAUGACUUAAAAAGAUAUACCAGGUGUCAUUUCUGUUUACUGAAUAAACAGAGAAGUUGAAGGCUGCAUACAGUGGCAAUGAUGUUAUGUUUGGGGAUUGAUAUUACAGAUUUCUUUACAUGAAAUUUUCAGAUGUGCAUGUUUUCAGUGCAUCUUGGUGGGGGUAUUAUUCUAGUGUACUAAGUGUAGAUCUAAUUUUGAAUGAGUUGUGAUGUUUGUCUCAAUUUGUAUGCUUUAAAUGUAUUUAUAUACAAUCUUGUACAAGUAAAAAAAAAUUAAUAUUGUUUAGAAUAAUGAUUUAAUAUUGCUUUUUAACAAAUUUUUAUAAUGUUACCCUCAUAGAUCAGAAAAAUACAUAUCAGCUAAAAAGCGAUGACUAGUUUUAUCUGCAUUGUUUUCUGAAUGUUUUAUGAAUUGGUGUUCAACUUUGUUAUAACCUUUUUUUUUUUUAAUUUUGUGCACAAAUUGAUUGCAGAUACAAUGAUACUGUACUGUUUCUAUUUCUUCCAUGGUGUUUUUAUGCUUGAUUACUGUGUUGUUAGCAUUGAGACCCUUUAUUUUUAUCAUUUUUUUGG
Molecule: messenger RNA, 3307 nt
Organism: Saccostrea echinata
Lineage: Eukaryota; Metazoa; Mollusca; Bivalvia; Ostreida; Ostreidae
Product: coiled-coil domain-containing protein 102A-like
Exons: 8
Coding region: 168-1628 (486 amino acids)
Cellular component (GO): myosin complex
Source: RefSeq, a predicted model, not a curated record